AUGGGUGACAAAACCGAUCCUAACACCACCAAAAUCAUCCAUCCCGUUUACACUGUUGCAAACAUUCAAAACAAAGUCAGAAUCCUGGAUGGAAAGAAGGUAACCUACUCCUCUUGGGUUAAGCUUUUCAAACUUCAUGCUCGUGGAUACAAGGUCCUCUCCCACAUUGAUGGAACCACACCCCCAGCCAAAACAGAUGAAGACUAUGAGUCUUGGUCUGAGAUUGACGCCAUUGUUCUUCAAUGGAUCUACGGGACACUCUCGGACGAUCUCCUCACCCGUGUUCUUGAACCAGAUUCAACAGCUUACGAAGCUUUGAUCAGAAUACAUAAUAUUUUUCUCAAUAACAAAGGUUCUAGGGCUGCUGCUCUUGAACACGAAUUCAACAACUUGACUCUUCGUGUGAUGCCCUCUCUUGAAGAUUAUUGUCAAAGAUUGAAAGAACUCGCUGAUCAACUCGACGAUGUUGAUUGUCCGGUGAAUGAAAAACGCCUCAUACUUCAGCUUGUUCGAGGCCUUCCCACUGAAUACGACCCGGUCGGUGCGUCUGUCAAUCAAAAUCUGCCCCCAUGGGAGACUGCGUGCUCUAUGCUUCAGCUUAAGCACCGACAUCAACAUGCUCGAGAUUCUCUAUCCCCUGCCGAGGUCGCUGCUGCUGUCACCCACGAGCCAUCAAAUCCCCCUCCCAAUUAUCCCAAUCGGCGUGAUACUUCUGCCCCAAAUCGCCGACAACCACAGCGACGUCCUUUUACCCAUCGACCUGGCAACCCAACCUCAAAUCAACGACACACCUCUUCUUCUAAUCGGCGUGGAUCUCAACCUAAUCCACCCAGAUCUCAAUGGCCCAAUCCCUCACAAAUACCUUAUUGGGCUGCUGCCCCCUGGUGGACUACACCUCCUUGUCCUUAUCCAACUAUGCCCAGAUGGGCUUCUCCAUGGAACAGCCCACAAAAUCACAACCCAAUAACCAGACUAGCAAUGCACAGCAGGCUCAUCUUACAGAUAUCAAUCCUCUUGAACCAACAAAACUUGGAGCGGCUUUUAACACCAUGA
This is a messenger RNA of Lactuca sativa (garden lettuce), 1053 nucleotides long. The record is from RefSeq and is a predicted model, not a curated record. Lineage: Eukaryota; Viridiplantae; Streptophyta; Magnoliopsida; Asterales; Asteraceae.